CGUCAGACACAGUGCCACGUCAGCAGUGCCACAUCAGCAGUGCCACGUAAUCAGCAGUGCCACGUCAGCAACAUGACGGGCCUGCCAGGCCAACUGGCCAAUGAGACCAUUGUCGCCUACAAGCAGCGUUGCCUGGCUCAGAUAGAGGCUGAGGAACAACGCCUGGCUCAGAUAGAGGCUGAGGAACAACGCCUGCUGGCAGUCAAGGCUGCCCGCGUACAGGCUGAAGAGGCAGCAGCAGCAAAGAAGCUGCGGCGACAGGCCGAUGCAGACGCAGAUUCCCAGGCUCGCCGCAAGGAAGCCCAGGAUCUGCUACAGCGGCAUGAAGCCACAAGCAUCGACAGACUCAAGUUCUGGCAUUUUGAACCGAACGGCGACGAGGCAAAAUCGGAAGAGCAGCAUAAGGAGUUCCUCUCCAAGCUCGUGACACGGUUGCUGUAUGCUUGCAACUACCAACGGUCAGAGUUGGAGAGACAGUACCAGGACCUGACGCAACAGCAUCAGGAGUUGGCGACGCUCCGCCGCACAGUGCAGAGCCACGAGGAUGCAACUCGGGCACUCAAUGCCCGAUUAUUGGACCUGGAACAGGCUGUACCAGGACCAACUGCUGGGGCUUCCAGCAGUGCACCAUCUAGCCGCCAGCUGGAGGAACACGUUGACCACAUCCUGGCAAUGCUCGGCGACAUUAACACCUUCGCUGCGCCGUCCACCAUCAGCACCCAGCUGCAUACCUUGAAGACCGAGGUCCAACAACUGCAGUCGACGAACACAGAUGGCAAUCAGAAGAUGCCAACUUUCCAACUGGAAAAGUUCGACGACUACACACAGCAGGAUCCGACCCUCUGGUGGGAGGCAUUCACGACGCAACUCAGGAUUCUGCCUGUCGCUAAGCACAAGUACAUCGGCGCCCUGUUCCUGAACUCAAAGGGCGGAUGCCAGACCUGGUUGACCCACCUGGCAACCUCCCACGGCGUCGACGUACCAGACUUGAAGGACGUAAUCACAUGGGAGGAACUUACACGGCUGUGGAAGAAGCGGUUCAUCGUCGACGACGCGCCGACACUCGCCAUCAACCGAUUGUUNACUGUUUUCCCUCCCACCCACCCCUUGCAUGCAUCCCGUUUCGGUACAGUGCCACGUCAGCAGUGCCACGUCACAGUGCCAGAUCAGCAGUGCCAGAUCAGCAGUGCCACGUCACAGUGCCAAGUCACAGUGCCAAGUCACAGUGCCGCGUCGGCAGUGCCACGUCAACAGUGCCAGAUCAGCAGUGCCAAGUCAGCAGUGCCAAGUCAGCAGUGCCAGGUCACAUUGCCACGUCAGACAUAGAUUCUGCCUGUCGCUAAGCACAAGUACAUCGGCGCCCUGUUCCUGAACUCAAAGGGCGGAUGCCAGACCUGGUUGACCCACCUGGCAACCUCCCACGGCGUCAACGUACCAGACUUGAAGGACGUAAUCACAUGGGAGGAACUGACACGGCUGUGGAAGAAGCGGUUCACCGUCGACGACGCGCCGACACUCGCCAUCAACCGAUUGUUCACAAUGUCACAGGGCAACAUAGCAACACGGGACUGGCUCACGGAGUGGCAGAAGAUUGCGGCUGUGCCCAAUCUGAACUUACCAUUCGAGCAUCUACGUCGUGAGUUCUACAACAGGUCCUGCGCUGCAUUGAGCCAGGCUCUUGGGGAUCGCGAGCAGUACUCAACCUUCGCGGAGAUCAUUGACAAAGCGAGGGAGAUCAUCAAGACCAACAGCGACGUGUUCGAAGGCCCGCACGGAGUAGUACCGGAUCGACCCAUCCGCCACGAGAUCAUCCUCGAGGACGGGGCCGUACCUCCGCGCGGUUGCAUCUACCGAAUGAGCGAGGAAGAGUUAAGUGUGCUUCGCGCACAACUCGACGACCUUCUAGAGAAAGGCUGGAUUCGGCCUAGCUCAUCGCCAUGCGGUGCUCCUGUUCUCUUCGUCCGGAAGAAGAACAAGGACUUGCGGUUGUGCAUCGAUUAUCGCAAGCUCAACGCGCGGACGAUCAGGAACGCCGGCCCUCUCCCACGCAUCGAUGAUCUUCUCGAGCGAUUGGGCGGCGCCCAGUUCUUCUCCAAGCUGGAUCUCAAGUCAGGGUAUCUUCAACUCGAGAUUCGCAAGGAGGACCGUUACAAGACCGCGUUUAAGACGCGAUAUGGGCAUUUCGAAUGGCUGGUCAUGCCAUUUGGCCUUACGAAUGCCCCGGCCACUUUCCAAGCGGCUAUGACAACGGAGUUCCGACACAUGCUGGAUCGUUACGUACUUAUCUAGCUCGACGACAUCUUGGUGUACAGUCGGAGUUUGGAGGAGCAUGUGGAGCACYUGCGCACCGUUUUGGAGCGGCUACGACAAGCCAAGAACAAAGCCAACCGUGACAA
This is a messenger RNA of Chara braunii, 2396 nucleotides long. NCBI's taxonomy places the organism in Eukaryota, Viridiplantae, Streptophyta, Charophyceae, Charales, Characeae. The record is from the annotation of a GenBank genome assembly.